Molecule: messenger RNA, 2520 nt
Organism: Morchella sextelata
Lineage: Eukaryota; Fungi; Ascomycota; Pezizomycetes; Pezizales; Morchellaceae
Exons: 1
Coding region: 1-2520 (839 amino acids)
Source: RefSeq, a predicted model, not a curated record
AUGGCGAACCGACGAGGCCAAUCCCCCGCGUCACGCCAACGCUACGGAAUGGAUCCGCACCGGGCCUCAACCGGCUCGCUGCACCGCCCCCCGCCGGAGAACAUGUACUACAGCGGCGCCCCCAUGGCCCCCGCGCCACCCGCCCCCGGCCCGCCCCACGGCCACCACCAGAACAGGCCCUACUCCGGCCCCCACUCGCCCCAGGACAGCACCGAGGAUCUGCACUACGGGUACGGCCCCCCCCACCCGCAGUCGGUGCCGCCCACGCCCGGCUACGCCCCGCCGCAGCCCUCCCCCGGGGGCGGCGUGGCGAACUGGAUGGGCAUGGGCGGCCCCCCGGUGCCUGGCCGGAUGGGCACCGCGCCCGCACCCCCUCCCCAGCACAUGGCCCCCGCCCCCGGGCCCCCGGGCCCGCCGCAGCAGCAAGGGAUGCGCGGCGGAAUGGACCCGCACAUGCACAGCCGCAUGAACAGCCUGGGCCGCCGGAACACGGACAGCGAGAAGCCGCCGCAGCGACCAAACGUGAUCCACCAGCAGCAGCACCACUCCCAGCCGUCCCCGCAUGCGCCGCAGGGCGGAUACGACCACGGGCCGGAUCACUUCGAUUAUCGCGGGCCGCCCCGGCGCGGUGCACAGACGUCCCGGUCCUCGUCUCGCAGCCCGUCGCCGCCCGGGAGGGGCCCGUAUAUCGUGCCGAACCAGAGCGGCGGUGGUCGCCCGCAGUCUACAGCUUACCAUUCUAGCAGCAGCAACUUCUCGGGCGAGAGCUACGACAUGAACUUCCCGAUGGAGAGGCCGAUGGAGAGGCCGAUGGACAGGCAGCAGAGCUAUGUUGUGCCCCACGCGAGUCAGCCCGGGAACGUCAGGGACCGGGAGUAUCACCUUGGCGGGCCUCCGCCUAGCGAGUUUAGGCGGGAGGGAACCGUGUAUCACCCCAACAACCCACGGCCUGUCCUGGGAGAGCAGCAACGCCCGCGCCAGGUUAGGAGGGAGCGGAGCAGGUCGAGGGGGCCGCAUCACGGCUUGGGACUCACGGAUUCUCAGGCGAGUGGCGACGGAUCCGAGGACUUCGAGGAGGUGUACCGCCCAGGUGCAAGGAAGGCGGCAAGUACUACUGACAAGGGAGCUCUGGUGAGGGCCAGGUCGCGGUCUGUGCCGGCGAGUGACUCGCGGGCAAUGAUUCCGCAGCCGCAGCAGCCACGGGCCCGUCCCAGCUCGGAAACGUCAGGGAGCGGCAGCGAUUCAGAGCCAGAGCAGGCUAGCCAGAGCAAUAUCAGGAUUGAGUAUGACGGGCGCACCAUUGACAUCAAUUACAGCGGCAGCACCCGUGGGGGCAAGCCUCCGAUUGGGAACAUCACUAUCAACACCACCUCCCGCUCCCACACGCUGCCAUUGAACUCCCCCAUCAACCAGCGGGCGAUUGCCGCGGCGCCAUCGCGAGGCACCCCACCCCCUACUACCCAAGCUAUCAUGCCGCCCCCUGCGUCAGAGGCACCAGCCCCGGCCCCCGCACCAGCCCCGCCAGCACCUGAAGCAGCACCUGCGCCCCCGGCACCAGCACCAGCACCAGCACCUGCCCCAGCACCACCGGCAGUCAUGAUCCCAGCGCCGCCACAACCAUCCCCAUACACCCUCCCCCACGGCGUCGAGCCCGUGAUCCUCCCGCCGCCGCCAGUCCCGGGCGUUGUUCCCCCAGCCCAGGGAACCAUGAUGCCGAUGCAGGGCGCCAUGAUGCCCAUCCGAAGACAGACUGGAAGCGACGGCGGCUACGACGACCACGACUACCGCGAGCGCGAGCUCUACCGCAUGGAGGCCCUCUCCCUCGACGGGCCCAACUCGCCCUACCGCGACGACCACCGCGGCCGCGACCGCGACAUGGGCGCGCCCAUGGGCGGCCCAGGCCCGCGCCCGCACAGCCGCCGCCGCCGCUCCAUCAGCCGCACCCGCAAGUCCACCGACGGCACCGAGCACCGCUGGACAAAGAUCAGCCGCGACAUUGUCGCGCGCCGCGCCGUCGAGGUCAUCGGCUACGACUUCAAGGAGCAGUCGGACUCGAUCAUGGUCUUCCAGGUGCUCGACGAGGCGCAGAUCGACGAGCUCAUCGAGCUCUCGGGCCGCAUCCGGAACGGCGAGGUCCGCGUCAUCCGCCGCGAGCGAUCGACUACCCGCGGGGCCGACGACGACAAGGAGCACCGCCACCACCGCCGCCGCUCGUCGCAGCAUCGGCACAGCCAUAAGAGCCGCCCGAACUCGAUCCAUGGCUUUCCGAGCCCUGGACCUGGGCCCGGGCCGUCGGCGAAUAGGCCGCCGCCGGGAAAGCCGGCGCUUGUUAGUCCGCCGGCGGUGCCGCCUGCGCCGGAGCCGCCGCAGGUGGAGGCGCCAGCGCCACCGCCGAUGAGGCAGGCGUCGACGGGGGGGAGGAGGCUGCAGGAGAACCCGGAGCAGUCGGGGACGUAUAUUGGCUAUACGAGGAAUCCGCCGAGGAGUACGCAGGGGUCGGGACCGUAUCAGUAUGUUUGA